Messenger RNA from Parnassius apollo (apollo), 2751 nucleotides. The record is from the annotation of a GenBank genome assembly. NCBI's taxonomy places the organism in Eukaryota, Metazoa, Arthropoda, Insecta, Lepidoptera, Papilionidae.
AUGGCAGACAUUAAGGAAAUGUUCCUGCAAGUGAAAAUCCGGGAAGAAGACAGGGAUAGCCUUCGAUUCUUAUGGCGGCACAAUCGUGACGCGCCACCGGAAGAGUAUAGAAUGACGUCACUCAUAUUUGGAGCGGCAUCAUCACCAUGCAUCGCUAUAUAUGUAAAGAAUAGAAAUGCGCAGGACAACGCACAUAUCUAUCCAGAAGCAGCUUCCGCUACGGAAAGCAAUUUUUAUAUGGAUGAUUACCUACAGGCAUUUCCCGACGUGACGACGGCCGAAAGGAUAGUAAACGAUAUGUAUGAAUUACAUAAGCAUGCUUCUUUCCAACUGAGGGGAUGGGCUAGCAACCGACCCGAAGUUUUAAGUAAUAUGGAAAAUAAAUAUAAGAGCGACAGUGCUUCGCUUGGAGAUAAAGAGCACACAGAGCGCACGUUAGGUUUGAUUUGGAAUAUCAAACGGGAUAUAAUAAGUUUUUCCACAAGUCUUCGUAGCACACCGGAAGAGGUGAUGGAGGGUUUACGACCGCCUACGAAGAGGGAGAUAACUAGCGCUGUGAUGUCAGUCUUCGAUCCUUUGGGACUCGCAUCACCCAUAACGAUUCAAGGGAAGUCGCUGAUCCAGCAAGUAUGGAGGACAGGCAUCUCUUGGGAUGAAGAAGUUUCACACGAGUUACACGUGUUAUUUUGUAAAUGGAUAUCGGAAGUGAAGAAAUUAGGUCACUUAGAAGUACCUAGACCCGUUGCUGAAGGCAUCGGCAAAGGAGAGUUACAUACUUUCACGGAUGCUAGUGAAAAAGCAUACGCUGCCGCGGUGUAUUACGUCACCACGGACGAGCAAGGAAUAAGGCGGAUUACGCUGAUCGCCGCAAAGGCAAGAGUAGCGCCAUUGAAACCAAUUUCGAUUCCAAGGCUUGAAUUGCAAGCAGCUCUUAUGGGCAGCAGACUGGCUGCUUCGGUUAGUGAAGAGAGCAAGUACGAGAUGUCCGAGAGAGUGUUUUGGACAGACUCACGUACAGUGUUAGCGUGGAUUAAGUCGGAUCCUCGCGCUUUUAAACCAUUCGUUGCUCAUCGAUUGGCUGAGAUCGAAGAUCACAGUAAGCCAUGUGAAUGGCGAUGGGUUCCAACGUCACAAAACGUGGCAGACGACGCCACUAGAAAUUUUCCUUCCACCUUCGAUGUAAGUCAUCGCUGGUUUCAAGGACCUGAAUUCCUCAGGAAAAGUCCUGAUUUAUGGCCCAAACAAGUGGACACCAUAAAUAGCUUAGAAACAGGUGAAGAAAAAUCGCCAAAAGGCGUAAAUGCGCUAAGAAAGCAAGAACCGUUAAGUCUACCCGACUACGGACGAUUUAGCAGCUUUAAGAAAUUCCUUGGGGCAACUACACGCACCUUACUAGCGGUAGAAAAGUUCAAGAGUUUAAGAAAGUCGGUUAAAGGACCCGAAAGCGCAGCCGAAAAGUCGGUUAUGUGUUCCAACAAAGUUUUAGCAAAGUCGGUUAAAGGACCCGAUGGCGCGUUGGACAUAGCGCUCUUGAAAAAAGCGGAAUUGUUAAUUUGGAAGUUCAUUCAAGACGAGUGUUUUUAUUCGGAAAUAAAAUGCUUGAAAGCAAGCAAAAGCGUUGAAAAAAGUUCACGCUUAAGUAAAUUAUCUAUGGAAAUAGGAGAAGAUAACUUACUCCGUUUGAAUGGACGUUUACCUUUCAAGUCUAAUUUGACCGAGGAAAGUAGAAAACCUGUCAUAUUAGACGGUAAACACGAAAUCGUUAAAAUGAUGAUUAGAGAAGUUCAUCAUCAUUUUGGACACGCCAAUCACCAGACGGUGAUGAAUGAGGUGAACCAGAAAUUUUACGUCUUGAACUUGCGUAAUGUAGUACGAAGUGUGUCACACCAUUGUCAGUGGUGCAGGACAUACAGGUCAAAGCCGCAAAACGUGCCACAAGGAAAUAUUCCUCUGGAAACAAUAGCUCAUCAUGAGCCACCUUUUACAUGCUCAGCUGUAGAUUAUUUUGGUCCUAUGAGUGUGACUAUAGGAAGGCGACACGAAAAACGUUGGGGCGUUUUAUUCACGUGUCUGACCACCAGAGCAGUACAUCUGGAAUUAGCAGCCUCAUUGACACCAGCGUCAAUGAUAAUGGCGUUAAGGCGAUUUAUCGCCAGAAGAGGAAAACCAGCCGUUAUAUACAGCGAUAACGGGACAAAUUUCAAAGCUGCGAAUAAAGAAUUAUUGAAAACAUGCGAAGAAUGCCAUGAGGGCAUGAAAAACGAGUCAUUUAAGAAAUAUAUUAAACGGAAAUUUAUACCUCCGGGAGCACCGCACAUGGGUGGCGCCUGGGAGAGGUUAGUAAGAUCGAUUAAAAUUGCGUUGACCGCUACGCUUAAGGAGAAGAGCCCACGAGAGGAGGUUCUACAUACGUUACUUUUAGAAGCAGAGCAUACGGUAAAUUCCAGACCUCUGGUAACAUUCAGUAUGGAUAGUCCUGAAGAGGGUUUGACACCCAAUCAUUUUCUUCUGGGACGCUCAUGUGGUGAUCGACCACCUGGAUUAUUUUUAGAGCGACAUCUGACGGGUCAACUCAAUUGGAAAGCUGCACAGAGGUUAGCCGACCAUUUUUGGACAAGAUGGCUGAAAGAAUACAUGCCUACGUUAAUACCUCGAACAGGUGAUAACGGCAAGUUCAUGGAACCUAAAGAAGGCGAUAUUGUUUUGAUAAUAGAUCAUUCGUUGCCACGAAACACGUGGCCAAAAAGGUAA